Messenger RNA from Haliotis rufescens (red abalone), 3323 nucleotides. Its product is annotated as hyaluronidase A-like. Gene Ontology annotation, molecular function: hyalurononglucosaminidase activity. Lineage: Eukaryota; Metazoa; Mollusca; Gastropoda; Lepetellida; Haliotidae. The transcript is spliced from 5 exons. The coding region runs from base 67 to 1392 and encodes 441 amino acids. Gene Ontology annotation, biological process: carbohydrate metabolic process; hyaluronan catabolic process. The record is from RefSeq and is a predicted model, not a curated record.
CGAGGUCACAUGAUCGGUGCAGGAAGCAGGAAGUUGUAAACAGCAACGGGCGGUAACGAGAAGACAAUGUUGGUGUUAUUCUGCCUUGUAGCUGUCCUUAUAUGUCUGACCUCUCCCCCAACUCUCGCGAGAAGUCCGAGGGAUGCUGCCAAAGGAUGCACAGCACCCUACACGCUGCCAAAUCUGCCUUUUUUCGUCGUGUGGAAUGUUCCUUCUGGUGGUUGUGACUCGCACGGGACUAUUUUAAACUUGACAGCCUAUCGAAUCGUUACAAACAAGAAUGAUCAAUUCUUUGGAGAAAACAUGGUUAUAUUUUACGGAUAUGGCGACUGGCCUUUCUAUGGGGGUAAGAACCACACCCCCUCAAAUGGGGGUAUCCCGCAGGAAGGAAACUUAUCCGAACACUUCCGGAAGGCUGCAGCUGUAACGAACCAGUAUCUCCCCGACCCCAACUUUAACGGGUUGGCAGUCAUCGACUUCGAAUCCUGGAGACCACACCUACCGCUGAAUUUUGGCAGUUUGGGAAUUUAUAAGACAAAGUCAGUCGACCUGGUAAAAAAACAACAUCCUACCUGGACAAAUACGACUCAGAUCAUGGAGGAGGCAACUCGACAGUUCGACAUCGCUGCACGGAACUUCCUGCAAGGAACUCUUGAACUGGGCAGACAACUCCGCCCGAAUGCCCACUGGGGUUACUAUGGUUACCCGCGAUGCUGGGGGUCGUCAACAACCAAUGAAUGCCAAGUUCCUGGAACAUGGAAUACGAAUGAUAAAUACAUGGGGUGGCUGUUCUCAACCAACACAGGCCUUUUCCCCCGGAUUUACACCAAUCGGAACACACCAAUACACAGCCGCUACCUGUACGUGAGACAGACGGUGAACGAGACGCUCCGAGUGCAGGUGAAAUGGGCUGGGCUCAAUACUCCAAUCAUGCCGUACACCCUGAGUCAAGACAACGGAACAGAUUUCUUCCAGAAGGAUGACCUCAAGGUAGCCAUCGAGGAACCAGCCGCUAUGGGGGCUUCCGGCGUGGUCAUCUGGGGAAGUCAUAAUUUCUUCCACACGAAGGAUGAAUGUCUCAAGAUGCAGGACGACAUCAACAACGUCCUCGGCCCCUUCGUCAAGAACCUCACCGACUUCACCCAGGCAUGUGCCAACGAGCUCUGCAACAACCACGGCCGCUGUAUCAGGAAGGACUUCGAGGCCUCCACCCAGAACUUCCUCCGUCUGUACGAGAAGGAGGCAUGCGUGAGACCGAGGGAGGAGUACGAGGAUAUCGGGGGCAGGAGGAGGGGGUUGUUCGGGGGGAGGUACCCCACACUGAAGAAGUACGACUAUUAUGUGUGCAGGUGUCUGCCCGGGUGGUCGGGUGAAUAUUGCAACAAGAAUUAAGAGGGGUGGAUAAAUACGUCAUAUCAAGAUACAUUCGAAACUUGAGGGUUUGGAAAUGCACUUGCUUAAUAGUAUUUGUUUAUUGCUACUAAUGUGACAUUUUAUUAACCCUGUCUUGUGCAGUUAUGGACAUAUGUGUUUUGCAUAUCUCCUUGCCCGUUUUUGCUGUUUUGCGUCCCGUUCAUUUAUUUACAGUUACUGGAUACAAUGCAUAUCUGUGGAAGCCAUGAUCUAACUGAUAUGAUGUAUGUUCAAAGCCGCAUUCAACCACAUAUCUGUGUGCAUCAUAUAGAAUACAAAAAUGGAAAUCCAUCUAUAUCUAUCUGCAUAUGAAAGACCUUUGCCGGAUUCAAGUAUCCUUUAGAGACAAUCAUGAGUGUUCAGGUGUAGUUUUAGUCCCACCCCUGUGUAAAAGACAACCAUGUACUGAUGUGAGUUUGCACAGAAAGAGUGUUAGUUAAAUGUGUCUCAAGGUCAUUUCACCUUCCGCGAUUAUCCAGAGUAUUACAUCAGAUGAGUGGGAAUUUCUGAUGACAAUAAGGGGCAGAGGGAUAGCCAAGUGGUUAAAGCGUUCGCUCGUCACGGCGCUGGCCCGGGUUCGAAUCCCCACAUGGGUACAAUGUGUGAAGCCCAUAUCUGGUGUCACCUGCUGUGGUAUUGCUGGAAUAAGUCCCGUAAAACCAUACUCGCUCGCUCUGAUGACAAUGUGGAAACUGAACACCUUUUUAUCAUGUUUUAUAAGAGUGACGGUGGGGUAGCCUUGUGGUUAAAGCGUUCGCUCGCCGUGCUGAAGACCCGGGUUCGAUUCCCCACAUGAGUACAUUGUGUGAAGCUCAUUUCUGGUGUCCCUAGCUAUUAUACACAUUCCCCCACAUGGGUACAAUGUGUAAAGUCAAUUUAUGGUGUCUCCUGCCGUCAUAAAGCCGGGAUGUUGCUAAAACGGCGUAAAACAAACUCACUCAUUCAGUGCAUGUAUUUAUAGCACCACAGACAGUUUGCGGUAGAUUUUGAAUCUCAGGGUGUUGAAACGUGAAAGAUCUGUGACUUGGAUGACGCCUGUGAUAUAGCCUCUUCACACCACAUUAACAGAGCGGACAUGUAUCGUCACGGCAGUGACCUUUUGCUUCCUCACACUACUCACACAAACGCGUUUGUAUUACACUUUCUAUUUUUUAACAAUGACAUAUUUUUGAUAUUGCUAUUUGCAUAUUCUUAUCGUACAACAUGUGAUUAUGAUGUUUUAUUGAAAUGUUACUAAUGUUUUGAAAUACGCACCUUCCACAGUCGACAGGCAAACUAGAGCAAGAAUUAAAAUCGAACACUCAAUAAAAGAAGUAUUGGGAUGGGUGCAUAUUUGAGGGUUUAGACAUGCACUGUGUCAGUGGCUUGUUGCGAAACUUUGCGAUCAACACUUGCUUAAUAUUGUGUAUUGCUACUUAAGUGAUAUUUUAUUAUUUAUUUAUUUUAUAUAUUAUUGUCUUGUGCAGCUAAUGGACAUAACUGUGGAAGCCAUGAUCUAACUGACGUGAUGUUAGAAGCAGCAUUCAACCACAUAUCUGUGUGCAACAUGUCGAAUACAAAAUAUGAAAUCCAUCUAUAUCAGCAUGCAUUAUGCAGAAAGAGUAUUAAUGAAAUAUGUCUUUGCCAUGACCAUUUAAGCCUCUGUGGUUAUCUAGAGUGUUAUGUCAAAUAAAAGCGAACAUUCCUUUCCAUUUACACUAGAAAUCUCUCUAAAACGAGAGAGAGGUGACAUUUACUUGAUAUUAUGUAUGUGUGCGUAUGUGCAAUAGGCAACCUUGGCAAUAUCACCGUCUCUGUUCAUAUAUAUAGAGAGAGAAAGAUAUAUAUAAAUGUGCACAUUUACAUGAAUUUAUACUGUGUGUAAAUGUUCCCUGUCUCCUCUGUGACACAAUAAAAAACAACUUUUUUUA